Ectocarpus sp. CCAP 1310/34 is the source of this 1010-nucleotide messenger RNA. Lineage: Eukaryota; Phaeophyceae; Ectocarpales; Ectocarpaceae. The record is from the annotation of a GenBank genome assembly.
UUCGACCGUCUGCAGCUUGGACUCACCGUAGAUGCUUCCUUCAUCGAAGCUGUCACAUUUGCAAAGGAGAAAGAUCUAGGGAUGGCGGCGCCGGUGCCGUCGGCGAGUGCCACGGCCGGGAAGAAAGCACCAGGGUCCACAAAGGUGGGUGGAGAAGAGGAGGACGAUCCCGAGUUCAGCAUGAGAGCAAGCGGCAGCAACAGCCACAACAGCAGCAGCGGCAGCCGGCAAGCGGAGGGAAAGGCUGGAGCGGGAAAGAACAGCAAGGCGAAGAUCGGGAGUAAGGUCGGGGUGAAGCGACCAACCGAGAGGCAGCCAGCGGAGAGCAAGGGGCACAAGGCGGGGGGUGCACCAGGGAAGCAGCGCAAGGCGGUUGAUGUGCCGGGGAAGCGCAAGGCGGGGGGUGCACCAGGGAAGCAGCUCAAGUUGGGUGGUGCGCCGGGGAAGCGCAAGGCAGGGGGGUCACCAGGGGAGGGGAGAGGUGCCGAAAAUAAAGGCAAGAGUACGCCGACGGGUAGGAGGAAAUCGUUGAACAACAACGGCCAAGUAGACGAAUCCACCUAUAACUCCGACGGCAGCAUCGGGGGCGGGGACCACGAGCAACCCCAGGACUCCUUCGCUACCAUGUCGCAGAACGAGAAGAAGGUGGUGGCCGCCAUGAAGAAGAUCCCGGAGCUGGACUACAGGCGGGCGUACUUGCUGAGCAACAAGAGGAGGGCGCGGGGUCUGAAGGUGUAGUGACACCGUUGCCUCGUACGACUGUAUUUCUAUUUUUCGGAUGAUUGAACACAACACGGCAGGGGAUAAAUUGACACACCUGCCGCUCUGUUUCAGCUGUUUGUCGAUGACGUGCUCAACCCAGCUCAAGGCCAUACGCGACAGGGAGAAGGAGAGGCUCAAGAAAGCGGCAGAAAAAGAAAAUAAAAAACAGCAUCGGCCGCGGUAGGAGGUGGAGAAGGAGGAGCGACAAGAGAAAGAGGAGCUAGAGAAGCAGCAGCAGCAGGAGCAGG